ACUCAGGACCUCCGGGCCGAGCCACGAGCGCAGCCCCCCAGCCCCGGGGACGCCCCGAUCGCCCAGCCUCUCCGGCGAUGGUGGACUCUGAGCUCCAGAAGCCCCCCGGGAGGACAUGGACCACGCCGCCCUUCGACCCGCGCUUCCCCAACCAGAACCAGACCCGCAACUGCUACCAGAAUUUUUUGGACUACUACCGCUGCCUCAAGUCCAUGGACCGGCGCGGCAAGAGCCCGGAGCCCUGUCUCUACUACUACCGGGUGUUCCGCGCGCUGUGCCCCCGCAGCUGGGUGCAGCGCUGGACUGAGCAGAUCCAGGAGGGCACCUUCGCGGGCAAAAUCUGAGCCGGUCCCCCCAGCGCCCUCUUCCCCGCAGCCCUGACACUCCACUCUCCAAGCUGCAAAUACAGUUGUAUCC
Messenger RNA from Suncus etruscus (white-toothed pygmy shrew), 417 nucleotides. RefSeq names its product cytochrome c oxidase subunit 6B2. The record is from RefSeq and is a predicted model, not a curated record. NCBI's taxonomy places the organism in Eukaryota, Metazoa, Chordata, Mammalia, Eulipotyphla, Soricidae. Bases 78 to 344 code for a protein of 88 amino acids. The transcript is spliced from 4 exons. Gene Ontology annotation, cellular component: mitochondrial crista; mitochondrion; respiratory chain complex IV.